AUGGCUGUCGUGGCGGAUCAUUCGACGCCUGUAGAGUUGGGCGAUCACUGCUGCGAGCCGGUUCCCGUAUCCGUCGCGACCAAACCCCUCCUCGUGCAUCAUGGACAUUGCCCUAACGGUUUGCAUGGGGAGGAGGAUGGGAAAGGUCGAAACGGCGAGUGGUUUGCCUUCCAAGAUGGUGUCCAGUACUACAGCGAGAACUUAGUUUCUGAAAAGGGCGGCCUUGGGCGUUUUCGUGGAGAAGCUUUGUUGCCGCUUUUGAAGAGAGCAAAUGCCUAUUAUCAUUAUUAUCCAUGA
Molecule: messenger RNA, 297 nt
Organism: Phytomonas sp. EM1
Lineage: Eukaryota; Euglenozoa; Kinetoplastea; Trypanosomatida; Trypanosomatidae
Source: the annotation of a GenBank genome assembly